Cyphellophora attinorum is the source of this 1323-nucleotide messenger RNA. RefSeq lists its product as uncharacterized. The coding region runs from base 1 to 1323 and encodes 440 amino acids. The record is from RefSeq and is a predicted model, not a curated record. The transcript has 2 exons. NCBI's taxonomy places the organism in Eukaryota, Fungi, Ascomycota, Eurotiomycetes, Chaetothyriales, Cyphellophoraceae.
AUGCGAGCUGUUGUAACACCACUAGUGCUAGCUACGCUAGCCAUAGCCACGCCGAUCCAGCUUGCAAACCCAACGCCGCCAAACGUGGUGGCCCAUCGGUUCGGUGGCUUGCCCACAAAUAUCGCAUCUUUACCUCUGCUCCGCCCAAGGCAUGGAGAUCACGGUGACGAGGUCAACGACGGAAACGGGGGCUCUGAUGGCGCCAAUGGCGAUAGGGUACGGAACCGACCUGAUAUUGGCAGCGAAGGGCCGAGGAGAGCAGAAAUUGAGAACUUCACGGCAGCUUUGCCGUCGAAAGUAGGCUCAGAAGAUGGGGCUGUCCCCGCGGCAGGCGCUGGAGGCGGCGGCAAUACUGGCCUGAUCAGUGUCCUGACACAAACAACCCUGGAACCUGGGGAUGCGAGGGCUACGGCUGCAACAGCCACGGCGACGGCAACUAGCGUUAUGAACGGACAGGAUCGUGGCGGCGGUAGCGACCAGAAUGGACGAGGGCAGGGCGGACAGGGUGGCAGAGGGCAAGGAGGUGGACAAGAAGGUUCGCAAGGAGGCCAGGAAGGGGCUCAAGCAGCGCCGAACCCGAACCAGCCGCAAGAGGGACCUGUCGCCAUUCCUGCUGGAUCUGAAGACCUACCUCCCGCACCUAGUCGGGAUGCAGCAGGCAAUUUCGUCGUAGUUGAGAAUGGUGCCACACGCACGAUAGCCGGCCCAACGGGUGAGAAGACUGCGACUCUCGCCGAAGGUCAAACACCAGAGCCAUCGGCGCCACCUCAGGCGACUGGGACUCCUGCGGCAGCCGUACCAGACCAAGCAUCACAGCAAGCACCUCAGCCUCCCGCGACUCCUGAGCCUCAAACUACGCCUGCAUCACCAUCAUCGCCACCGCCACCGCCACCGCCGGCAGCACCAUCAGCACCGCCGCCGCAGGUGCAACCCAUCCCACCUGCAGAGACACCUCCAGCAGCUGCCGCAAGCGAGAGUGCAGGAGCGCUCCCAACGGCAACACAACCGCCCGCUGCGGCGACGCCUGAUCCUACAGUCGUCACGCUUUCUCCAACCACGCCUUGCACGACUGCCACACAGAUCGUAGCUGCCUCAGCAUCAGGCUCUGCCACAGUCACCGAUUCUGCUGCCACGGCUGCUGCAACUGCGCCUCCAGCUGCAGCUUCAGGGACAGCCACUGACAAUGGUAGUAGCAACACCGUCACAGUCACAGUGGCCGAAGUAACCGUGACCGAAGCAGCCGGCGUUGAUCUAGUCGCGCCUUCUGCGACCGGCUCAGUUCUGCAAGAAGGGCAGGUCACUAUGGUCACCAUCCUUCUCUGA